CGCUUGCUUGCUUUAGGAAGCCACUCCCUGCCUUUGGCGCAGCCCAUUCCGAUAUGGCUUUUAUGGGCUGCAGUCAGUGGCGGAUUUAGUGGGGGGCGAUUAGGGCGAAUGCCCCCCCUACACAUACCAGCUCCGGGAUGGACAGCCAGGUCCCGCCGCGGCGAUCAUCUGCGCAGCCGCAGCCAGGCAGCACAUUCGGCCGGCGGCCGUAGCCAGCACUAUGGAAAGCAUGGCUUCGGCUAGCCAGCUACCGGAGGUUCCCAUGAUGCCACUAAGUGCCUUCUCCGGCACCCGCUCCCUGAGCCCUGCCGCUAUAUCGCGCAGCCUGUCCCGCCUCUGGGAGUACCGCACCCACUCCCGGCCGGAUCAUGCUGUCCCUCGGAGUCUCCCAAAUGGUGCUCGGAUCGGAUGUCUGAUCGUGGCUGUCAGCUUCGCCGCCCUGGCUCUAACCACCUCUGCCAGGGUCAGACACUCAUGCCCCUUCUGGGCAGGCUUAAGUUCUCGAUCUGCUCUGUCACUGCGUCACAGGAUUCCAGACUUUAUACGGAAGGUCACGCCCCCCAGGAUGCGCUCACCAUCGCCAUUUAUCCUGACACUUGGGAUCCUCCUCAGUAUCUACCAUCUGUCCACAUGUCAGAACUGGGGGGCCUUUCAGAGAAAACACAUUAUUAAUACAAUGCACAUCAACUGUAAUGCUGUCAUGCCUUCUUUCAUUAGGGGACGACUAUGCAAAAGGGUUAACACUUUCAUCUAUACACUUGCUCCCGCCACCAUUAGGAGAAUGUGCACUGGUCGUGGCCAUGUGAAUAUAACAACUAGCACAGCCUUCCCGCUCUUCACAUGCAAUAUAACUUCUUCCCGUACUCCACCUUGUACAUAUAGUUUGCAGCAACAAACUAAUGUGGUGUGUAUAACAUGCGAGAGGAAUGACCCUGUGCACUUGGAGAAAGAAGGUAGAUGCUGAAAUCUGUCUUCUAAAUGCAUCGUUUUUUAGUUUCCUGCAACAUUGUAGAGCAAAGGAGGAAAGGUCUCCAUCUUCUGUAUACCUCACAGUAACCGGCGGGCCGUCCUCUGCACAAUGCAUAGCAAUCAACCCUCCUUUAUAUAGCACAUUCUCCGCUCCAUAACAUAUAACAAAAGGCAAGCCCUCUUCUGUAUAUGAUGCAGAAGUUGUGAUGUCACUGCUGCAAAUACAUGACAGAAUGCUUCAUGUAACCAGUUGUAUAACGAGCAUUGCUUAUCUAGCUUAUUCUACCAAUAAUAAAUAUUCAGACUGAUGA
This is a messenger RNA of Pseudophryne corroboree (corroboree frog), 1280 nucleotides long. Its product is annotated as oocytes ribonuclease-like. The coding region runs from base 221 to 964 and encodes 247 amino acids. Gene Ontology annotation, molecular function: RNA nuclease activity; nucleic acid binding. The record is from RefSeq and is a predicted model, not a curated record. NCBI's taxonomy places the organism in Eukaryota, Metazoa, Chordata, Amphibia, Anura, Myobatrachidae. Gene Ontology annotation, biological process: defense response to Gram-positive bacterium. The transcript has 3 exons.